Triticum dicoccoides is the source of this 2040-nucleotide messenger RNA. RefSeq lists its product as uncharacterized. NCBI's taxonomy places the organism in Eukaryota, Viridiplantae, Streptophyta, Magnoliopsida, Poales, Poaceae. The record is from RefSeq and is a predicted model, not a curated record. The transcript has 4 exons. Bases 343 to 1491 code for a protein of 382 amino acids.
GCGGGCGUCCCCAUCGCGAAGUAAAAGAAGAAAAACGCCGCUCCCCAUUCUCCACGGCUGCACCUCCAUCCCCUCCCUCCCUGUCGCCUCGAUCUCCCUCGCCCCGCUCUCCGUCUCGUCGGCCGGCGGUGGCUCUGGCCGGCGGGGCAAAGCCACCUGAAUCAUGGCCAAGUCUGGUGCCCGUAAGGAGGCGGCACCAGCCCGGUCAUCGGCGACCUCGCCGCCGACGCAGCACGUCCCCGGCGCCCCGGCAGGCUCGUGCGGCAGCCGCUCUUCUACCCCGGCGCUCCGACUAGCUCGUCCACCAGUCCGUCGACACCGCCGCACCUGUACCCCCCUCUCAUGGAAUCCUCUACUGCAAACCCUACAUGGAGGCCAAUGUACACCCCUGCACCUGAAGGCUUGCUAAGUUUUGGACAAUUCCCUCCAAUGCAUCCUUAUAAUUUUCGACCUCCGCCAAUGCACCACCCUGAACAAGGACGCAAAAAUAUGGAGAAUUUGCAUUUUGUUGGGGCUUCCCCACACGAUUCCUUUUCAACACCACCGCCACCACCGCACCCUAAAGUUGCAUCUCGGUCUGCUCCCGCCAAAGUGGAUUCUACUUCCUCCAAAAGGAAGAAGCGGAAGGUCACCAAUGUAGAUGACGAUGAAUUGGGAGAAAGGACCGCAUAUCGUCUGCCCUAUUUACCCGAGGAACAUGAAAGACUGGCAGGCGCUUGGCUGGAGUGUUCACUCGAUCCCAUCAAUGGGAACAGAAAGAAGAAUGAGCGGUUCUGGGAUGACAUUGCUGCUCUAUACAACAUUGCUGCUCUAUACAACAGUGCCACGCAAAGUAACCGAAAGAGAGAUCGGGAUCAGUUGAAGAUGGAGUGGCAAAGGACCAAGAAAAGGCUCGCCGCUUUCCAUGGUGAGUGGAUUGACGUAAUUGGAGUGUAUCGUAGUGGUUGCAGCCAACAUGACAUGGAAAAAAUGGCUUUGGAGAAGUAUGAACAAAACUAUCACCAGCCUUUCCAACAUUUAACUAUGUGGGCAAAACUCAAGGAUGAUGGUAAAUGGCUAGCCUCUUACAGAAACAUGACGGAAAAAGUAGGGAACAGAACAUCUGUGGAGACCAAUCUCACACCAAAUAUGAUUAACUUGGAGGCCGAGGAGCGCCCAUCAGCUGGCCGUGAUAAGGCUAAGGUUGAACGUGCUGGUAAAGGCAAGUCAGGAGGGCUCUCACAAGAGCUUGGAGAAAGAUUGGAAAAAUUCAUCGAGGUUAACAAUCAAUCAAUGGAGGACCGCCAAAAGGUGAUAGACAGCCAGGUGAUUCUAUCAAAUCAACAGCUUGAGACUGCGAAGAUCAACAACAAAACAAAAUUGUUGGAUGUUUACUCCAAAAUGCUUUUAGCGGACACAUCUAAGAUGGAUGACGCUGAAAAGGCUCGACUUGCUAAGGCUUUGAGUAAAAUGGAGCCCAUGUUAUUUCCUGAAGGAGAUUCAGUUGAUUGAAGGGAAAGAAGCGAUGCACUAUGAAGCAUAUCAGAGGAUAGGUUGUUCAGCUACAUUCAGUCAGUUAAUGGUGUGAACUAGGUGGAUCCUUAAUUGUGUGAACUUGAUAAUUGUCCUGCUGCAUUUUGUCUCGGUCAGUUUAUUGUGUGAACCUGAUGGAUUGUUCAACACUUUUGUUGUCCGGUCAGUUUAUUGUGUGAACCUGAUGGAUUAUUAUUGUGUGAACUUGAUGGAUUGUUAUUGUGAACAUAUUGGAUUUUUAAUUGUGCACCUGAUGGACCGAUCAGCCACAUAUAGAUCACAAAGUUAAAGUACUACUAUAGAUCCCACAAAACAAUAAAUGGCAACCUCCAUGUUACUACCUUUAUGUUACUACCCACUAUGGAGGUAGUAACAAAGAGUAGUAACAUAUGCAUGUUACUACUCUAUGUUACUCCCCAUUAUGGCUAGUCUUAGCGUUAUGAGAUAAUAAACAACUAAAUCUAAAUGCACUAGUAGUUGGGAGCUGGUAGAUCUAGCAGGACAUGGGACGACGGCAAUCGAUAACCU